CAGCUUUUUGACUAUGAUCUCAUUAUUCGCUCUCCUCAUGGAGGCGUCGUGGUGUAUUCAGCAGCUUUGGCUUCACGCAAGCGUCUUGCUCUUUGUUUUUGCCGUGUCUUUUGCACAGAAGACGGCUGUUAAGGAUGCCGGGGCUUCAUAUGAUAAAUGUCAGGUGUAUGAGAAGGUCCCCUGUGGAGAUCCUGCUAUUUGCAAGGCUGCUUGUGAAGCUAUAAACUGCUGUUUUGAUGGCCAGCAGUGUUACUAUGGGAAUGCAGUCACUGUACAGUGCACCAGGGAUGGCCAGUUUGUGCUUGUGGUGGCCAAGGAUUCCACUGUACCCCAGAUGGAUCUGACUAGUAUUUCCCUGCUGGGAGGAAAAGAUGCUGCUUGCACUCCUGUAGCCACCACAGAUGCCUUUGCCAUCUACAACUUCCCAGUGACUGCCUGUGGCACUGUGGUCAAGGUGGCCAGUAACUACGUGGUGUAUGAGAACAGGAUGUCAUCCUUGUAUGAAGCUGAGGUCGGGCCUCUAGGUUCCAUCACAAGGGACACUCACUAUGAGCUGCUUUUCCAGUGUCGGUAUUGGGGCACUGACCUCUCCCUGGUGGCUGAGGUGAAUACAGUUCCACCACCACUUCCAGUAGCUGCUCCAGGGCCUCUCCGAGUUGAGCUGAGGCUGGCAAAAGGCCAGUGCUUCACUAAACCGCCUGAAGGAACCUCUGCAUAUGCCUCCUACUACCAGGAGAGUGACUACCCUGUUACCAUGGUGUUGCAGCAACCAUUAUAUGUUGAGGUUCGCCUCCUGAAUAGGACCGACUCCAACCUUGUCCUGCUUCUGCAGAGCUGCUGGGCAACAGCUAGCGCUGACCCUCUGAGCCUGCCUCAGUGGAGACUCCUGAGUGAUGGAUGCCCCAACCAGGGUGACAAGUACGUGACCAACUUGAUUCCUGUCGAUGGCUCCUCUGGGCUUCCUUUCCCAACCCACUACAAGCGGUUCACUGUGAAGAUGUUCACAUUUGUGGACCCAGCGUCUUGGCAGCAUCUGCAGGGGAAGGUGUUCAUCCACUGUAGUACAGCUGUGUGCCAGCCUUCAGCCACUGACAGCUGUGAACAGAGGUGCUUCAGGAAAGGUAGGGAUGUUGCUGCUGUCCCCAAAUGCCCCUCCCAUGACAAGUCCAUAGUAUCCAGUGGGGAACUGGAUCUGGUGGCCGCAAUGGCAAGACGCCCAGCUGGCAGGUGGUGAUAGCUGUGGUCACUAGUGGGUAACUGGAUAUGUAGAAGCUGCGCAAGUGCCUUAAUAAAGGUGACUGACUUUA
This is a messenger RNA of Brienomyrus brachyistius, 1307 nucleotides long. Its product is annotated as zona pellucida sperm-binding protein 4-like. Gene Ontology annotation, biological process: binding of sperm to zona pellucida; prevention of polyspermy. Bases 14 to 1234 code for a protein of 406 amino acids. The record is from RefSeq and is a predicted model, not a curated record. The transcript is spliced from 8 exons. Gene Ontology annotation, cellular component: egg coat. Gene Ontology annotation, molecular function: acrosin binding; structural constituent of egg coat. Lineage: Eukaryota; Metazoa; Chordata; Actinopteri; Osteoglossiformes; Mormyridae.